UUAGAUGGCGCUACGCACCAAAUCAGGACUGCAUUACAACACCGAGAAAAGCGGAGAACUCGCUUCUCCCUACGAGUCGACUUUGACGUUUAGCAGCAGCGGCUGUCUUGACCUUCCAACUGCAGCGUGAUAAAUAUGGCUGGCCGUGCUUUUACUAAUUGGUGGUCUCUAAUGAGGCCAUACUACACUAAGGUACACCAGGAGUUGUGGGUUGGAGUCGGCAUCAUGGCAUACCUCUACUACAAAAUUUCCUACGGGGGUAAGAAGGCUGUGACGAGCAAGCCUGCACACUAACUUUUCCAUCAUGCGGAACGCCUCUUCUGUGAUAUACAUCCCAAGUUCUUCAAUCCUAAAAUCCAUCUUCCUAUUUGAAUUUUUGUUAAUAUGGAUGAAAUAAAAUUAUUAUCCCAAA
Molecule: messenger RNA, 412 nt
Organism: Nothobranchius furzeri (turquoise killifish)
Lineage: Eukaryota; Metazoa; Chordata; Actinopteri; Cyprinodontiformes; Nothobranchiidae
Gene: atp5mj
Product: ATP synthase membrane subunit j
Cellular component (GO): mitochondrion
Source: RefSeq, a predicted model, not a curated record